Molecule: messenger RNA, 1749 nt
Organism: Anisakis simplex (herring worm)
Lineage: Eukaryota; Metazoa; Nematoda; Chromadorea; Rhabditida; Anisakidae
Source: the annotation of a GenBank genome assembly
AUGGUUUACGAGAUGUGUAAACGUGGUAUGAAAAUCGAUGCAUUCGUUAAUGCCGCAUUGAUAUAUUGCUUUGCGAUGCAAGGGAAUUACGCUAAGGCUGAUUCACUUUUCAGUCAAUCAGUCAAAAAGUAUCACGAUCAAGAGCUGAUACCACAGUUUCAUUCAGCCUAUAUCAAAGCGGUUGCAGUUCGCCAAGAUCUUGAUCAGUUAGCGAAAGUGUUACGUUCCGCGAUUGUAUCACAACCCGACGAAACAACCACUAAGAAACGAUAUACACUUAACGUUCCAUAUGAAACUAUCUUCGAAACGAUUUGGAUACUAGGAAAAGGAUGCUCGAGUGGUAGAAAUAUGUGUCAUGAAAAUAUUUCUACGCAGAUGUUAGAACAUACGAGUCGUCGUAGAGGAUUCUUUAAAUAUUUGUAUCGAGAGACUGAAAGGCACAUUGCGCACGGCAAUUAUUAUUGUGCUGCGUUACUGAUCGAAGAAGUGAAACGUUUGCGUGACUGCUUGGAGAAUCAGCAGAGAACAAUAUUUUUGAAGCAGUUAAUGACGCGUUUCGGUAACCAAAUGGUCGUAAAUAAGGCAUCUGCGGAUGAAAUGAAAAGGAUCGCCAAUCGAAUAACCACUGGACUUGGGCACAGUGUUCGUUUCGCGGAUACGUUACUUUAUUCGAUAUUGACGUGUCGUCAUAUGAAUGCUGAAGCGAAAUUCGAUUAUUUCAAUGAAUUAAUCAAUAUGGUUGAUGAGUCACGAGAAAGGAUCCAUUUAAUCUUACCACUUUUGGCUUGUUGUGAAUCCCUGCAAGAACGUUUGAAAAUAUUUUUUCGUUGUGCUUCAAUUGGUUAUAAGGAUAUAUCCGAACUGGAUAUUCGGAUGCUCUCCAGAUUGCUACUGAAUCCGAUGUUCGAAUUUCAUUCAUCGAAAGCACUCUCGGAGAACGCCACAUUCGAUCGUAUGUCAAAAGUGCUGAAAAGCUAUUCAAUAGCGCCCGAAGUCACCUGGAAGUGUAUUAUGAAUUGGUGGAAACUUAAACGAACCUCAGAUAGUGGUUAUUAUAUAGCAGCGAAUGAAGUUGCAAUGCAAAAUUGGCUGAAAUCACAAUAUGACACGCUGUUCGCUCCGAAAAAUUCCUCGUCCACAUCGUAUUAUGAUGGCGAUAUGUCACUGCAAAAGUUCAUCAGUUUCAUUAAUAAAGAGGACGCAGAAAAGGUGCAUUUAUUUUUGAAGCUUUAUGGCUUUCCGGACGAACUUGACUAUGACCAAUAUGUUCCGCGUUUAUUGGAAAUUUAUUUGCAUAAUCAAGAUUGGACAUCUUUAAUGAGUUUUCUUCAUAUGUUGUCGUCUUCAUCUAGUCAAAACAAAACAUGUUUGAAGAAUUAUCANGUAUUGCAAAUAUUACGAAGGCACGUCGCCGAUCAUUCCGAUAUAAAUUCGUCAAUUGAAUUCGCGUACGAUGUGCGACGAUUGUUUCCCGACGCUAUAUUCCAAAAGGAGAAUUUCUAUCACUCGAUAGUGGCAAUACAGAGUUUAUUCGCGGCAUGUUUGGAAAUACCGAAACUUCAAAUUGAAACGAUAACGCAAAGUAUGGAUUUGUUGAGGACGAUCAUCAAAUUGGAUUUGUUCGAUUUACAACGCGAAGAAACAAUAUCGGAUCAAUUUGUUCGCGUUGUUCUGAUUAGGUAUUGUUGUAUUUCAUUGGCGUUGCUAAAACUAUAUUUUCACAUAGGUGCUAUUCGUUAUCACAUAUAA